GCAAGUUUGGCAUAUAUAAAUUACAUGAAUGUGUUAAAAGUAUUCAAACCAUAUCUCACUCACGAGAUGGCUUCUCAUCUAAAAGGUGUUGCAAAAUCAACUAUGUCAGAUCAAAUACGUAAGGAGUUGUGCGAGUACAAGAGAGAUAAUCCUGCAAGCACACAAAAAGACUUGCAGAGAUGGCUUGAGGGAAAAUUUCAGUUGAAAGUUAGUCAAGGAACAAUAUCAAACACACUUAAGCGGUCAAAUGACUAUCUCUCUGCUGAAAUAGAAAAGGGAAGAGCGGAGAUCAAAAGACACAAACCAGCAAAAUAUCCUGACAUGGAGAAAGUUGUUUAUGAGUGGUUUCUACAGCAUCAAGAACGUGUGAAUAUCACAGGAGAAUUAAUUUUGCAGAAGGCAAGAGAUACAAUGAAACUCUUGUACCCUCAUGAUGAUUCAGAUUUUAACUUCUCUACAGGAUGGCUUGGGAAAUUCAAGCACCGACAUGGCAUAAAGUCAUUUCGUCGUUUUGGCGAGAGUGGGUCUGUUGAUGUGCAAGACAUGGAGCAGAAAUUGGUAUCGAUUCGAGAGAAAAUUGAUCAGUUCCCUAUGAAAGAUGUUUUCAAUAUGGAUGAAACUGGGUUGUUUUAUAGGCUACAAGCUGAUCAUUCACUGGCAACAAAACAACUUGAAGGAAAAAAACAAGAUAAAGAAAGGCUGACAGUAGUUAUUUGUUGCAAUGAAGAUGGCUCUGAAAAAAUCCCUCUAUGGAUUAUUGGGAAAUAUGCAAAGCCUCGUUGCUUCAAGAAUGUCAAUAUGAAUAGCUUGGAUUGUCAGUAUCGAGCUAACAAAAAAGCAUGGAUGACUAGUGUGCUUUUUGAUGAAUAUGUUCGUUCAUUUGACCAAAUGAUGCAUGGUAGAAGAGUUCUACUUGUGGUGGAUACUUGUCCAGCACAUUCAAGAAAUAUUGAAGGGCUAAGAAACGUUGAGUUGUUCUUCUUGCCACCCAACAUGACAUCAAAGAUCCAACCUUGCGAUGCUGGGAUAAUAAGAGCUUUCAAGAUGCAUUACCGUAGAAGGUUUUACCGCAAAAUAUUGGAAGGUUAUGAGGUGGGACAAUCUGAUCCAGGGAAGAUAAAUGUCCUUGAUGCUAUCAAUUUGGCAAUCCCAGCUUGGACGAUAGAUGUUCGAAAAGAAACAAUAGCGAAUUGCUUCCGACACUGUAAAAUUCGUUCAGCUAGUGACGUUGUAGGAAAUUUGGAUGAAUCCACUUUUGAUGAAGAAACUCAAGACCUCCAGACUAUGAUCAAUCAAUGUGGCUAUCGUAAUAAGAUGGAUAUCGACAAUCUAAUGAACUACCCAGGUGAAAAUGAAGCAUGUUCGGAGGUUCAGAGUUUAGAAGAUAUUGUGCGUACUAUCAUUGAGAACAAUGCAGAGGAUGACGACGAAGAUGAUACGGUGUCUUUGAAGCCUGUUACGCGAAAGGAAGCACUUAUGGCGUCGAACACUCUUCACAACUUUAUGAUACAAUACAAAAAUACAACACCUUAGCUAUUGGAUGCAAUAAGAAAAGUUAGAGAUGAGCUCCAAACAGACUUGAACUUUAAAGGAAAACAAACAACUAUUGAAUCAUAUUUCAACAAAGUGUAAUAUAUUUUUUUUCAGUUUCUAUGAAUUAUUAAUUUAUGAUUUUCUUGGGACCGAAAAUUAUAAAGGGAUCUCCCAAAAAAUUAUUAUCUUAUUAUUUUAUCGAAUUAUUCAAUUUUUUACACUGGCCCAAGUCGGGACCGGACAAAUUUAUUAUUUUAGAGAGUUUAUUAAUUUACCGAGUAUUAAUUUAAAGAGUUUCUACUGUAUAUCAUGAAUUGGAGAUGGAUUAGAAAAACUUGUCAGAUUCAUGUGACUUUUACAAACAUGCACAUGAUUUAGAGUUGAGCCCAUUUAGUGGGAUAAGAUUUAGUUGUUGUUAUGCAUGAUAAGGAGGUUUAUUCCCAACUGUGUUUGAAAGGAUAUUUAUCUGUUGAAAAUUGGUUUGGUGUCCACAAUAUGCUUCACUUGUUUUUCGCUGUAUUAUAUAGAUCUUGUAAAAUAAAUAAUAUGUAUAUAAUCUUGCAUAUGCAGUGAUCAUGGUGGUGACAAAUUUGUGUUUUCUGAGUAGUUUUUUAUGACCCUAAUUAGGGAACCUUGGACAUAAAUGAUGAUAUUGAUUCAGUUUGGGGAUUCAAUGCCAGUAGCAUCACUAAGGAAGUAUGCAAGUUCUCGCCUGCGCAAAAUCCUUCCUACUUUUGAAGGACGCAUAUUUCUAUAUUUCUCCUGCUUUAUUCUAACUUGAUGUUGAUGUUAGUGUAAUAUUUUGGAAAGAGGGGGCUGUUUUCUCCUGCUUUAUUCUAACUUGAUGUUGACUUGAUGUUGAUGUUAGUGUAAUAUUUUGGAAAGAGAGGGCUGUUUUUGAUUUUGUGGAAGUCGAGGAAGUAGAAAUUUGGGGCCUAACUCAUCCUCACAAAACCGGCUU
This is a messenger RNA of Medicago truncatula (barrel medic), 2494 nucleotides long. Its product is annotated as CENP-B homolog protein 2-like. The record is from RefSeq and is a predicted model, not a curated record. The coding region runs from base 25 to 1533 and encodes 502 amino acids. Gene Ontology annotation, cellular component: nucleus. The transcript has a single exon. Lineage: Eukaryota; Viridiplantae; Streptophyta; Magnoliopsida; Fabales; Fabaceae. Gene Ontology annotation, molecular function: DNA binding.